Messenger RNA from Pseudovirgaria hyperparasitica, 540 nucleotides. RefSeq lists its product as uncharacterized. The transcript has a single exon. Lineage: Eukaryota; Fungi; Ascomycota; Dothideomycetes; Acrospermales; Acrospermaceae. The record is from RefSeq and is a predicted model, not a curated record. The annotation marks the transcript as partial.
AUCAAACUCAUUCGUAUAUUGCUUUCGGUCGAAGAAGCAGAGCAAAUACAGCGUCAAUUUGACCAUGAGUGCCGUAAAGACUCGCAAGUGUUGUGGACUGGCAUACCACGCGAAAAGGCCCAAGCAUGGGCCGACAAGAGGAAUCUUCAAACCUUGACAACAGUAAUGGGCCCACUGAUGGAUGAGCGACACUCGUCUUGCUUGAAACCGAAAAAAUCGGCCCGUCAAUGGACCAUCUACGUGAAAGGCGCAUCCGCCCUGUUCGCAUGCCACAUACUAAAGAGCUCAAAAGUUACCGUCCUGUCACCCCCUCCGCCGGAGAAGCUUAAUCCAAGUGGAUAUACGAAUUACCAGCUCAUCGAGGAACCCAUCUUGAAGGGUGUGAUCGGUGGCCGCUGUGUGAAGUCUAUUCAUAUGAUACAUCCAACUGUCAAAGGGGCCGAAGAGUUCAGCUACCAAAGUUGGCCGAUCGAUAGGACUCAAGAGUGGGCCGAAAAAUUCCCAUCACCAGAGAUAGUGCGGAUUCCAUGGAGACUUGUC